Messenger RNA from Varroa destructor (honeybee mite), 2846 nucleotides. RefSeq lists its product as uncharacterized. Lineage: Eukaryota; Metazoa; Arthropoda; Arachnida; Mesostigmata; Varroidae. Gene Ontology annotation, molecular function: protein binding. The record is from RefSeq and is a predicted model, not a curated record.
ACAACGUAUAGUUCAGCGCGGUCAAAUCGGCGCCAGGCUUUGAUAGCAGCAAUUGUCGGUCGUACAUACUAUAUAGUAUACUGGUACGCCAAAUAUUAUAGGAUGUGGAAAUAUCUACGAAGUAGAUUUUUCUGUUUGUACUCCUUACUUUCCUUUUAUUGCUAAUAAACGAAGUACUCGUGAGCAACUGAAAGUCAACGAAUCCAGCUGAAGUCACGGAUCCUGCCCUAAUAAUACUGUCAUUUACUUGUUCUGGGAUUAGGAAAUCCUUCAACGUGGUGCCCUUCCACUGGUGAGUCGGAAGAAGACACUACGUCAUUCAAGACUCAACGACGUGGCGUCUCGCAAUGUGUAAUCUCUACCCAACCGCGACGGCUAGAUUUGUUUGGGCAAGUUUCUCAGCCAGAAGAUAAUGAGAUAUUGCUGUUUGGUCAGCCCUCACCUAAAAACAGGCGCAGGAAUCCACAGGAGAUUGCACCGAAAAGCUUCCAGGAAAGUCUACAAAAGAGUCCACCGAAGAGCGCAUCUAACGAAAGUCAAUCCAAUUUCGACCCGAGCAGUGACGUCAGGCCAACACGACCACGAGAACUUAUUUGUUAUAGAAGAUGAUCCUGCUGAAGAGCAGAACAGAGAAACCAUCGGCUUCAAACCUCGACAAAAGCUUUUAGAUGGCACCUCCCUACUAGCACGAUACAAAGGCAAACAUGCUAAGGAUUGGAAAGAUGUCUUCAACCCGGAAUAUUGGCGAGGCUAUGUUGUCCGAUGGGAACAUUUACCAGACGUUGUACUUGAACAAAUAAUGGGACAUCUCAAUAUUCCUGACAAACACAGCAUGUCACAGGUGUGUCGUAAUUGGUACCGUGCCUUUCAUCUGCCACGAUGCUGGCGACAUUUCAUACUCAACGAUCGAACACUGACCAAGCGAAAGUAUACCAGAUACUUUGGCUACGUAUAUGAACUCGACCAUUACCGUAUGCAAUUUUGUUUACAAAAAGUGUCACCGUAUUGGCAUGCUAUCCACGUGCAACCGAUGUCGACUUUGAUGAAUCUAUUCAACUUUGUCACUCUUGCUGCCCACUUCAGCAAAUCGCGACGCGAACGGAUCGGUGUCGAGGCGUUCAGAAACCUGCACACAUUUGAGUUUAACUUUUCACCGGAUCACAUACAGGGUACUGGUCAGCAUCACGAUAACGUGGUAUACGGAACAGGAGGACAGCUUCUGAAAGGUGUCAAGGACCUGCUGACUGAGCUACGCUUUCUGCGUCACCUGAUUCUAACGAACUUACUAUUGGAUAAUGCCUUCGAAGCUACGAGUCUGCUUGACGAAGCUGCUGCUAAUUGCAUGUUUUCGUUAGAAACACUCAACAUUACCAAUUUGACUCGUGGUCCAGUUACGUUUUUGCAUCCUGGUACAUUCUUUCAUCUGCGCGUGCUGUACAUGUCCCCUCAAAACUUACACAAGGACACCUUACGAGUGAUCGCUGAAGGCUGCCGUAGGCUCCAGGAGAUGCAUCUGGUUCAAAAUCAGUACACCCAGAUAGGCAUGGUAGUUGCAGCAAAGUACUGGACAGAGUUUCAUAGGAUUAAUCCAGCUAUCAAGGUGCAACUUGUCCUGCAGGGAAGGGCCAGAACCGAUCUCAUUUGGCAGGAGCGGUGUCCCGUUGAAAGCGUUGUUAUAGACUCACGAUUCAAGCCUCUCACAGCUGAAGCAGCUGUACUGGCUACAUCUUUGUACGGAAAUGGGCUGCGUAAUUUAAUUUACCUGGGGUUACCCCGCUUUCCACAAAGCAAGAAAUUCUCGGAAAGGUGCGACUCAUCACUGCUGCUUCUCGUUAGACAAUGUACCCACUUACAGAGACUUAUCAUCCGGGAGGUAAUUUCCACAUGCACGCUUCUCCUAAUUGCCUACUAUGGAAGUCGCUCUAAUCUCGAACUGCUAAUCGUACGAGCCAAUGGAAUUAAACGAAGAUUCGAUUUCCCGCCCAGCCCAGAAUGGAGCCCAGAGUUUGUACAAUGGGUGAAAGCCUGCUCGACGACUUACAAAGCUUGCUUUGCUGAAGUCUGUCAGUUAAUGGGAGACCCGUCAUGGAGACCACUCACUGACAAAGAGUUUAAAAAACUACAGAAUUAUGACAGUGUCCGCCACAUGAACAGAAUUAACUAUAAUGCCUAGUACAGACAUAAGAAGGUAUAGUUGUCAGUGACUGUUCUAGUUUAUCUCGGAUGUUUCAUUUAAUCUUAGACGCUAGUCGUCGACCACUGGUUACGGUUUACGACUCUGUUAUCAUGUCGUUUAGACGCAGAUAAAGCCACAGCGCGUUCGAGAGAAGAUAUUGAAAUACUUCGUUUACUAAACUUCAUUAUUGACAAUUUGUUAUAAACACAUAUUGUAAUUAAGGAACAAGCUCUACUCUAAUAAUUCCGAAAGCAAUGUAUCUUCAGAACACGCCGUCUUUGAACACUCUUCAGUUAAUAUCGCUCAGAGAACAAUACUUGAGUGGCGCAGUAUGGCAAUUGUUCGAGAGGAAGCAGCUACUUUGAACAACAGAAUUUUCGCGUAAUUUUUGACCAUAGUGUGAGAUUGUAUGAUAUAGGGAUCAAGCUCUCAUAUGUGGUAGAAUCAAGAUGCAUCUAUAGCAGUGGAGCCGUGAAAAAACCGUACAAACAACCAGAACCAUAGCGUCAUGUAAAAUGUAUAGGUAAUAGUGAAAAGCUAGUAUGGUCCCAGUAAACAAUCAAAUAUUCAACCACAAAACUGCGCCUGAAAUCCGAUUGUCACUGACAUGGAUAAAGCUUUAUUUUUACUACCCAAUUCAAAAUAAAUACUUAAGACAAAUGAUUUCGUA